AUGGAAUUUUCCUUUCAUAAGAAUGUAACAGUAAUUAGUCAUGGAAUUAUUUAUAAUCAACAAUGUGCCCUCCAGGUCCAAAAGAAUAAGAGGAAUGUAAGAUCAAGGAAGAGUCUAAAGCUUGUCUCAACAAGCGACAAUGAAGAAGAUGGAAAUGGUGGCACCAAAGGGCAGAGCUCCAGCAGUUGCUGCACAGGGGAUGACUCAAACACUUACCAGGAGCUAAGUGAAGGAGUGACUCCAAGCUCUAGCCCAAAAGGGACCGCGGCUCUUAACCUGAACGGAAAAGCAAGAGCCACUAAAGGGUCAGCAACUGAUCCCCAAAGCGUCUAUGCAAGGAAAAGAAGAGAGAAAAUUAAUGAGAGGCUAAGAAUACUACAGAACCUUGUGCCAAAUGGAACAAAGGUUGAUAUUAGCACAAUGCUUGAGGAAGCUGUUCAGUAUGUGAAGUUCUUACAGCUCCAGAACAAGCUCUUAAGCUCAGAUGAUCUAUGGAUGUAUGCUCCCAUAGCUUACAAUGGAACGAACAUUGGAUUUGAUUUGAGGAUCGCAAAUCCAAAACCAACAUAGAAGAUAAUAAUGGUGGUGCAUAGUUUUCUGUCUUGAAGUGGCCUGAUUUUCCAAAGUUGACUA
Molecule: messenger RNA, 633 nt
Organism: Ziziphus jujuba (common jujube)
Lineage: Eukaryota; Viridiplantae; Streptophyta; Magnoliopsida; Rosales; Rhamnaceae
Product: transcription factor bHLH84
Exons: 4
Coding region: 1-570 (189 amino acids)
Biological process (GO): regulation of transcription by RNA polymerase II
Cellular component (GO): nucleus
Molecular function (GO): DNA-binding transcription factor activity, RNA polymerase II-specific; protein dimerization activity; RNA polymerase II cis-regulatory region sequence-specific DNA binding
Source: RefSeq, a predicted model, not a curated record